CGACGGUCGGUUUGUUUUUCCUCAUGCUUUGAAAAGGCUGAUUACCGCACGCCGAAUUGUAACUCAAUCUAAAAUGCUCCUCCCGACACGGUCGCGGCCUAUUGCGUCCCUACGGGCCCUGCAUCGAAGCUGGCGCAGCCAUGCCGGGGCAACCGACCCCCUCCUUGGACGCUUGGGCGAGGUCGUGCGACAUACAUGGUAUCUGGGAUUUACGUCUUUUGGGGGUCCCCCGGUUCAUUUCCAGAUUUUUCACGCGCGGUUUGUCGAGCAGGAAAAGUGGGUUGAUGAGCAGACGUACCAAGAACUUUUCGCUAUCUGUCAGGGCCUGCCGGGACCGGCUUCGACCAAGAUGCUCUUCUGCUUGGCGUUGCUUCACGCUGGCUUCAUCCCGGCCUUACUGGUAUUUGUCCUCUGGUGUCUUCCCGGCGCAGUCGGUAUGUAUGCCCUCUCUCUCGGCGUGCAACGGAUCGACGAAACCCUGCCCGCGGCAGUCUACGCUCUUCUCUCCGGCCUGAAUGCCUCGACAGUAGGCAUUGUUGCCCUCGCUGCCGUCCAGCUAGCUGAAAAGGCGAUCCGUGAUAAGAUUUCCCGCAUCCUGGUUAUUUUCGGUGCAUGCGCAGGCCUCUGCUAUAGCGCACUCUGGUAUUUCCCAGUUCUUAUGGUUGCGGGUGGUGUGGCUACGGCACUGUGGGAUGGUUGGGUAUAUCAACGAAUUCUCAGGGCAAAGAUGGCGUGGAUAAAUAGGAAUCGCCAGCCCGAACCGGAGGGCGACGCCUCUGGAUCGGCAGGUCACGAGCGUUCGUCCGCGCGGAACUCAGGACAGGGUGCUGGAACAGAGAUGCUGCGGAUGAGGAAGUCAGGCACAGAGGCAUCCCCGCCGAUCUCAACCGAUAUCCAGGCCCCGGAAGAAGGGGAAACUCCUGCACAGGAGCAUAUCAUUCGGAUCCGUGUGGGGGCUGUAAUCCUUAUCUUCUUCUUUGCCUCCUUCAUCGCCAUUCUCGUCGCAAGAGCCAAACUCUCCGCACCGCCUCUAUCUCUCGACCUCUUCGCGAAUAUGUACCUAGCCGGUACUGUGAUCUUCGGCGGCGGCCCCGUUGUCAUCCCCUUGCUCCGGUCAUACGUCGUGGACCCGGGUUGGGUUUCCAGUCGAGACUUCCUGAUCGGCCUCGCAAUCAUUCAGGCCUUCCCCGGCCCAAACUUCAACUUUGCAGUCUUUCUCGGUGCUCUUGCCGUCCAAACCACAUCCUACCCAACAGUCCUCGGUGCCUUGCUCAGUGGGCUAGGGAUCUUCUUCCCUGGAAUUACCCUCGCCGUCGCAAUGCAGUCCUUUUGGCGUGUUCUGCGGAAACGGAAGUAUAUUGUUGACUUCCUCCGAGGGGUGAAUGCAUCAGCUGUUGGAUUAGUGUUUACAGCUGUGUACCGGCUUUGGGAAAUUGGAUAUCUAACUCCGCAGGAUCGUGAUGGGCAGAGUCUGGCGAAGGAGCCCUGGUGGGUUGUUAUUGCCGCUGUUACAUAUGCCCAAAGUGCAUGGUUCAAGGUCCCGCCGGCGGCUGCGAUUGUGUUAGGUGCUGUGCUUGGGUUGUGUUGGUAUGGAGUCGUUAGUCCUGCCUGGUGACGGAGUCCAGGAUUGUGGAUACGCGAAAAUCGAAGGGUAUGUGAGCCGUCCGCCCGUCUCCUUGAGCACUUGAGACGCAAAUAAAUCAGGAUAAAUGAUACGGCUUUUUUCUAAUCCAGGUCGACCUCAUCUACUUCUGCAUUGAUAGGGGAAUUGAAUAUCUUCCUGGGAAAAAAGCUUGUCAACGCGUGAAUCGAGAAGCGCUUUCAGUGUUUGCCGAUAAUGAAUUCAACCGUCCUGGACUGCAUGAUACGGGGUGUUAGUCCGUCAGAAGCUCUCAUUAUCCGUGGCAACAUGUUAAAAAAUGUAUCCCACCAAGCUACAGCCCUGAUCUGACGCCAUUCGGAUCACGGAAACAUGCGAUCCAUGUAAUUCUGAUAUCAUGAAAACCCCAUUUUGAUAUAAGCUUGGCGCUAUGUCGUUUCUCGCCUCAAAU
Molecule: messenger RNA, 2051 nt
Organism: Aspergillus steynii IBT 23096
Lineage: Eukaryota; Fungi; Ascomycota; Eurotiomycetes; Eurotiales; Aspergillaceae
Product: putative chromate ion transporter
Exons: 4
Coding region: 74-1615 (513 amino acids)
Biological process (GO): chromate transport
Molecular function (GO): chromate transmembrane transporter activity
Source: RefSeq, a predicted model, not a curated record